GUAGGGCGCAGGGUGGGCAGGUGGGCGGCGCCUCCUGCGGGCGCCCUCGGUCCCUCCCUCCCGCUCUCGGCGCUUUGGGCUGUGCUGGCUGAGCACCACAGAGGUCCCCGGGCUGCGUGCCCUCUCCACGCCGUGCUACCAGCUCCUGCUCCGAGGCCCGCGAUUGCCUGGGGUGGGGGUGUCGCGGAACCCCCAGCCCCGGGCCUCCGGACAGAGACCUAGCGUGGCCCUCUGCCUUCGGGAUCUCUCGCCUGCUCCAUCCACCCCGGCUGCCGGGCAUUUGAAGAGAGGCACCGAUUGAGAGUCUAUGGGUGAUUUUUUUUUUCACUGUGACACAGGAGUUUCUUGGCUGCGUGGACGUAGUGUCUGUUGGCACUACUGCUUUUUAAUUUGUUUUUCUCUCUUUGAGCCUGGUCUUGCCCCGUUCCGCUGCCAUGAUGGCCCAGUCCAAGGCCAACGGCUCACACUACGCACUGACGGCCAUCGGCCUGGGGAUGUUGGUCCUCGGGGUCAUCAUGGCCAUGUGGAAUCUGGUUCCCGGUUUCAGCCCUGCAGAUAAACCAACGGCUCAGGGCAACAAGACAGAGGGGGGUGGUGGCAUCCUCAAGAGUAAGACUUUUUCGGUGGCCUACGUGCUGGUCGGGGCUGGUGUGAUGCUGCUGCUACUAUCCAUCUGCCUGAGCAUCCGGGACAAGAGGAAGCUGAGGCAGGAGACUGAGGAGCUGGCCCGAAUUCAGCAGCAGGCAGGAACCGUGCCCCCCUCCCAAGAGGAAGACAGCCAGGAGGAGGAGGAGGAGGAGGCCGACUCACGAUACUACGUACCGAGCUAUGAGGAAGUGAUGAACACAGGCUACCAGGAAACCAGGGGACAGGAGCAGAACCCAAGACUGAGCAUCUCUCUCCCCUCCUAUGAGUCGCUAACCGGGCUGGACGAGGCAACCCCCACCAGCACCAGGGCAGAGACAGAGACCAGCCCCGGGCAUGCUCCCGACAGGCAAAACUCCAAGCUGGCCAAACGCCUGAAGCCACUCAAAGUUCGAAGGAUUAAAUCCGAAAAGCUUCAUCUCAAAGACUUCAGGAUCACGCUCCCAGACAAGAACAUCCCUCCUCCCUCUAUUGAGCCUUUGACGCCUCCACCGCAGUAUGAUGAGGUCCAGGCAAAGGCCCCCGAUGCCCGGCCGCCUGAUUGAAAGACUGUCUAUCUACACUCCCUCCUGUCUCACCCUCCACACCAACAGACUUCAGCCAAAGCCACUUCAGCCCCAGCCGAGGGGUCAAGGCACACUUAGCCACUGUGAUGAGGAUUUUGGGUAGAGGGAGUUACUACGAACGGUUCACAGAGCCCAGAGUGGAGGCAUCAGAAGGAUGCUGAGAGUUUGUGAUGCUCUAAACCAUAGCAAGACGUGUGGCCUUGGCAUCCCUGCAUCUUCCUCUCCCACUCGGGAUCACAGCCCACACACCCCUCUCCUGAGCUGGGGACAGGAUCCCUAGUGACUCGUUUAGGCUGAGGUUGUCUCCUUUCGCUUCGACCACAGUCGCUGUGUUUCAAAAGGAAACUGAGUUUUCUGCUUGCUGUCCUCACUGGAGCCUUGAACCAGUGGCGAACAUAGCUCAGCCUUGGCCAAAAGGACCUGGGACUGUCUUGUGAAUAAAAUGAUGGCCGUGUGUGGGUGAGUUUUGGGGGAGGUCCCUAGGGGCCCCUUGUGCUGCUGGUUCUUUGAGGGUCUAAGGCCUGAUUACUUUCAGUGUGGGACACAGAUGGUUGUCUGAUUCGGUACACUGGUCUCCUGUGGGCAAUGAAAGGCAAGAGAGGAAGUAGUUACUCCAUGCCUUCUCAAACGCCAUGAAACUGGGCAUUUUAUAAUAAAAUGUUUUAUAUGUAGCA
This is a messenger RNA of Arvicanthis niloticus (Nile rat), 1885 nucleotides long. RefSeq names its product transmembrane protein 51 (gene Tmem51). The record is from RefSeq and is a predicted model, not a curated record. NCBI's taxonomy places the organism in Eukaryota, Metazoa, Chordata, Mammalia, Rodentia, Muridae.